Molecule: messenger RNA, 812 nt
Organism: Eleginops maclovinus (Patagonian blennie)
Lineage: Eukaryota; Metazoa; Chordata; Actinopteri; Perciformes; Eleginopidae
Gene: txnl4b
Product: thioredoxin-like 4B
Exons: 3
Coding region: 82-531 (149 amino acids)
Biological process (GO): mRNA splicing, via spliceosome
Cellular component (GO): U4/U6 x U5 tri-snRNP complex; U5 snRNP; spliceosomal complex
Source: RefSeq, a predicted model, not a curated record
CUUAUUUCUGUGUCGUACAGUAACAAUGACGUGAUUUCCUCCUUUCGGCACAGCAAGGAUAGCUAGCCUAUAUCUUCGAAAAUGAGUUUGUUUUUGCCAAAAUUAACUUGCAAAAAAGACAUUGAUGAAGUUAUUAAAGGGGUAGCAGAAAAGGUCGUAGUUCUGAGGUUUGGGAGGGACGAGGACUCGAUUUGUCUCCAUCUUGACGAGAUUCUGUCAAAAACUGCCCAUGACCUGAGUAACAUGGCGUCCAUCUACAUCGUGGAUGUGGAUAAAUCCCCUGUGUACACAAGAUACUUUGACAUCAGUUACAUCCCCUCCACUGUUUUCUUUUUCAACGGACAGCACAUGAAAGUGGAUUAUGGCUCCCCAGAUCACACCAAGUUUAUUGGCAGCUUCAAGACCAAACAAGAUUUCAUGGAUCUUAUAGAGGUCAUUUACAGAGGAGCCAUGCGUGGAAAGAUGAUUGUCCAGAGUCCCAUAGAUCCUCAAAAUAUUCCCAAAUUUGAUCUCCUUUACCAUGGGAUUUAAAAUCAAUACCUCCACUUUGUGAGCUUAUCCCAAGAGGAUUUCACUGAGUGGCUUCAACCACGUCUGACUGAUUUACUGAAUUGCUUUAUUGUCAAAAUAGCUUUAACAUUCAAGCAAUUAUAUGAAGUAUCACAAUAAAGCGCCUGAAGUUAAUUUUAAUAUAGAAUUGACUUGCCAAAAUAUACUGCUAUUUACUACUUGUCCUUUUGCUAUGUUUAAAUGUACCUUGUUGAGUUUUUGACCACUGUUUACACUAUAUUAAAACAAUAUAUAUUUUUGUA